Molecule: messenger RNA, 1282 nt
Organism: Spirodela intermedia
Lineage: Eukaryota; Viridiplantae; Streptophyta; Magnoliopsida; Alismatales; Araceae
Source: the annotation of a GenBank genome assembly
AUGGUGAUCAUCUGGAUAUUUGCCGCCGGCGCCGGUGCCCUCUUCUUCCUAAUCAUCUUCAUCACCAGGUGGCCCUCCGGGUAAUCGAAUUCCGUCCACCCCCUCUACUCCUUUCUUCUACAAGUCCCCCUAUCUAUCUAAGUUAUCUCGAAAUUCUCACUCUCAGGAUCAAGAAGGACGCGAGGAAGAGUUCUAAUGGCGACGAUGAGAUGGCCCCUUCGACGGCGGCCAUCUCCCGCUACAGAAGUUCGUCGUUGAGGGAUUUAAUUGGGUUCGAGGCGCCGCCUCUACCCAUGACCGUAGAGAAUUCAGAGGAUCUGAACGUGCAUCUGAUCAAGCGACUCGCGUCGGUGAAGUACACCCCGCGCGCUGCCAGCUCCUUCGUCGGAGACUCCGCUCACGGCGGAAGAACGUCAGAGGAAUUGGAUGAAGAGCUACAGAUGAGGUUCCUGGUGUUGAAAGUUUCUCCAGGAGGCAGAGAAUCAGGCAGGAGAGAUUCUCAGGACGAUGAUGAGGAGUUGGAAAGGGAGCUGAUUACCAGGUUCUUCUUCCUGAAAAACUGCGACACCGCCAUCGACGACGGCGGAAUCGUCAAACCAGUGGCAGUAGAAAAGGAAGAGGUCUGUUGUAAGUCUGAAAAGGGGGAUCAACGCGAAGUAAACUCGUCGAACGAGGCUGAUGCGCCUGCCGGCGAUCAAUUCCCACCGGAGAACGACGCCGGCGGUGUCGAUUCGGAUCGCCCCGACUGUGACAGUAUCGGCGACGGGGUCUUAGCCGAGAGAGAUUUCGAGCUUCAAAUCGACGACAGUGACAGCCUCUUCGAUUCCGAAGAACUAGAGGAAUAUCUAGAAAGGCAGUUUCCCGAUUCAGAAGAAAUUAUUCGAAAUCCAACCAUAAAGUCGGCCAUGGCUGAACAGAAACAGAUAUGGGAGGAAGAAGAGGCGAGGGAUUCGGAGGAUCUCGAGCUUCAAAUCGACGACAGUGACAGCCUCUUCGAUUCCGAAGAACUAGAGGAAUAUCUAGAAAGGCAGUUUCCCGAUUCAGAAGAAAUUAUUCGAAAUCCAACCAUAAAGUCGGCCAUGGCUGAACAGAAACAGAUAUGGGAGGAAGAAGAGGCGAGGGAUUCGGAGGAUCUGAGCGUGGUGGCGUCCGAAGAAUUGGGGUCCCUGUGGGAUCACCCAGAGCUGGCAGACGGGCUGAAGAAGGUGGAUGCGAUGUGGUCGCGCCCCAUCUUGGAAGAUCGAUUGAAGACCCCCUUAGAGACGAGGAGCUUGAUCCGUAG